ACCCUUUAACUACCUUUUAUUUUUUUCCUCUUCACAGACACACACACCAAACACACUCUCUCUCGUCUCUCUCACACUUACAUGUUUCCUUCUAUGGCUUCUUUAAUUCAGUUUCUUCUUCUUAUUCUGUACCUUACCCACAAAUCUCAAGCUCUGAGUUUUCACUUACCAAAUGCUCUAGUCCUUCCCAUCAUCAAAGAUGUUACAACCCUCCAAUAUGUGACCAGAAUUCAUCAUGGCACUCCUCUUGUUCCCAUCAAUCUUGUAGUCGAUCUCGGCGGUCCAUUUAUCUGGACUGAUUGUGCCUCAACACACGUGUCAUCGUCUAGCCGUCUGAUCCCCAAUCGCUCAAUCAAGUGCUCAAGAGCCAAAGCCCAUGGUUUUGAGAGUAGGUCUAGCCUUUCUAGUACUCAAACGUGUGAACUUUUCCCAGAAAACAGGGUCACAAGAAUGUCCACACGAGGAGAUCUUGUAGAAGACAUCGUAGCCGUUCAGUCCAAAGCUGCUGGCUCAAUCACCACCGUCAAUGACUUCCUCUUCUCUUGUGGACCGACAUUUUUAUUACAUGGUCUUGUUGGUGACACCAAAGGAAUGUUAGGCCUAGGAAGAACUCGUAUUUCACUUCCAUCACAGAUUUCCACAGCGCUCAACACUGCCCAGAAAUUCACAAUCUGCCUAUCAUCAUCAAAUGGCAUCAUAGCAUUCGGCGAAGGGCCUAAUGACUCAAUUUUUGGCACCGAAAUUUCAAGGUCGCUCAUGUACACACCCCUUGUUACUAACCCAGGUGAUGAAUAUUCAAUACAAGAUUACUUUAUUGGCAUCAAUUCCAUCAAAAUAAAUGGCAAGCUAUUAUCCUUGAAAGCAACAUUAGGAGCGAGCAAAUUGAGCACAAUUGUGCCUUACACCACCAUGGAGAGCACAAUAUAUGGUACGUUUAUUAGAGCUUAUGUUAAGGCUGCUAGUUCUAUGAAUAUGACUAGGGUGGCUUCGGUGGCACCUUUUGGCCUUUGCUUUAACUCAAAGGGCAUUGAUAGCACACAUGAGGGGCCAAAAGUGCCAAUUAUUGAAUUGGUGCUACAAAGUGAGACUGUGAUGUGGAGGAUAUUUGGUAGAAAUUCCAUGGUUCAGGUAACCAAGGAAGUUAUGUGCUUGGGAUUUUUGGAUGGAGGUUUGAACCCGAAGGCUUCGAUUGUAUUAGGGGGAUAUCAAUUGGAGGACAUGUUGCUACAAUUUGAAAUGGGUACUUCCAUGCUGGGAUUCAGUCAAUCGCUCUUGAAGAGGCAAACAACUUGUUCCAAAUUCAAAUUGGAUUCCUGGGCUGGCGAGUAGCUAGAAAGCCAUUGUAAAUUGUUUUCUUGUAUUCUUUUUCCUUGGUUUGGAGCAUAUGUUAGAGUUGUAAACAAAUCAAGUGUGGAUUAUACUCGGUUAAUACAUGGUUGUCUCAACAUAA
Messenger RNA from Quercus robur (English oak), 1450 nucleotides. Its product is annotated as probable aspartic proteinase GIP2. Gene Ontology annotation, biological process: proteolysis. Gene Ontology annotation, molecular function: aspartic-type endopeptidase activity. The coding region runs from base 82 to 1329 and encodes 415 amino acids. The transcript has a single exon. NCBI's taxonomy places the organism in Eukaryota, Viridiplantae, Streptophyta, Magnoliopsida, Fagales, Fagaceae. The record is from RefSeq and is a predicted model, not a curated record.